This is a messenger RNA of Salarias fasciatus (jewelled blenny), 1741 nucleotides long. Its product is annotated as visual system homeobox 2-like. The coding region runs from base 347 to 1513 and encodes 388 amino acids. Gene Ontology annotation, biological process: regulation of transcription by RNA polymerase II. NCBI's taxonomy places the organism in Eukaryota, Metazoa, Chordata, Actinopteri, Blenniiformes, Blenniidae. The transcript has 5 exons. The record is from RefSeq and is a predicted model, not a curated record. Gene Ontology annotation, molecular function: DNA-binding transcription factor activity, RNA polymerase II-specific; sequence-specific double-stranded DNA binding. Gene Ontology annotation, cellular component: nucleus.
GAACUAAUUAUCAAGCUUUAAAUUCUAAAAUUAGAAUACUUUAGAUUUUAAUUGCGUCGCUGAUCAUCAACAGUGUGAACAUUUGAAGAAAUUCACGAACUGUCUCUCAAAGCAAACGAUUCCGCAUUUCCGUCUCAUUUAAUGGUCACUAAUCGGCUUUAACCUCGUUGAUGAGGCUUCAUGGAGCUGUCACAAACUUGAGCCUGCGGUCUCUCUCCCUCUCCCGCGCUGUGAUUGGCUGCCUCCUGAUGCCUGUUGCAUAAAAACAGGCUGGAGAUCCAGAGAGAGCAUCACACUGCCUGCACCGGGACAAAAAAAGAAAAACAGAAAGUCUCCCCACACCAUCAUGACUGGGAAGGAUGGAGUUGUGCUUUCGGACACGGAGAACAGCCAGAAGCCCCCCUCGCAGACCUCUGUGAACCACGGAGGAUCCCCGCAGCCCCCCGCGGUGUGGAAGAUGGCCCCGACCGCGCAGCGGCGCACCGGCUUCGGGAUCCAGGAGCUGCUCGGCCUCAACAAGGAGCCGCCGGCGGCGCCGAGGCGGCCGCUGGAGGCUCUGCCGCACCGGGCGCACGUCCUGGCCGCCAGGUCGGCCCUCGGACACGGCGGGCUCGGUGUCAGCAUGGGCCUGCUGGGACCCGAGGGAAUACACUCGUUUUACAGUCAGCCCGCUUUCCUGGAGGUUCUGUCCGAGGCGCAGAACGUGCACCUGCAGCCGCUGCACAGGGCGGCGCACAUGGACGCGCAGAUGGAUGCGCAGCACUCCGCCAGCUCCGAUUCCGAUGAUUUGAGCUCCUCCGGUGAUCAAAAAUUCUCCAAAUCCUCAUUGAGUCAAAGCAAAAAAAGAAAGAAGAGACGACACAGAACCAUUUUCACGUCGUAUCAGCUGGAGGAGCUGGAGAAAGCCUUUAACGAAGCUCACUAUCCGGACGUGUACGCCCGAGAAAUGCUCUCCAUGAAGACCGAGCUGCCCGAGGACAGAAUACAGGUGUGGUUUCAAAACCGUCGAGCCAAGUGGAGGAAGAGGGAGAAGUGUUGGGGCCGCAGCAGCGUGAUGGCGGAGUACGGCCUGUACGGCGCCAUGGUCCGCCACUCCAUCCCACUGCCCGAGUCCAUCCUCAAGUCGGCCAAGGAGGGCAUCACGGACUCCUACGCUCCCUGGCUGCUGGGUAUGCACAAGAAGUCGGUUGAAAGUACACAGACCACUCCAGGAAAGCCCUGCAGCCUCACGCCUCCGCCGCUGCCGCCACCACCGCCCGCUCCGGCGGCGGAGAAGAAGACGACGAUGGACAAAGCGACGAUGGAGGACGACGCGCAGAAACAGAGCAAGGACUCUAUCUCGCCUUUUUCUAAAGAGGAACUGAGGGAGAACAGCAUCGCGGCGCUGCGGGCGAAGGCGCAGGAGCACAGCGCCAAGAUGCUCGGGACAGUUUCUGAGAGAACAAACAGUAAAGGGGACGCCCAGGAGCAGCCGACGGAGGAGGAGACGACGGAGGCGGACAAGAGCAAGUGAAGAGGGACGGACGUCUGGACCAGGCCGGAACCAUAAACCGAUCAUUUCUUUAUACGUCACACAGUAGCGUUGGCCUCAUGUGAACGGCUUCCUCUUUGACUCAAUCAAUGAUCUUAUUUCUGCCUCUUCGGAUCCCGACAGACGCUGAGCAGUUCGCCAAAACUGCAUUUUGGUAGGAGAGAUGAGAAAUACUCCCCCGACGUUUGUGGCAGAUGGUCUGACCCGGAG